Messenger RNA from Glossina fuscipes, 1489 nucleotides. RefSeq names its product UDP-GlcNAc:betaGal beta-1,3-N-acetylglucosaminyltransferase-like protein 1. The record is from RefSeq and is a predicted model, not a curated record. Lineage: Eukaryota; Metazoa; Arthropoda; Insecta; Diptera; Glossinidae. Bases 283 to 1476 code for a protein of 397 amino acids. The transcript is spliced from 5 exons.
UAAAUGAUAUAAAAAUCGCAAGCGAAACGUUAUAUAUAUACAUAAUAAUGUAUAAGAAAAGAAAAAGAACUAAGUAUAGUUCCACAUAUACUCUGUUGUUGUUGUUAGUAUUAAGAGAGAGAAAUGAGAUUUGAUUUGACAUAUGUACUCAACAUAAAUAAAACGCAGCAGCAAAUGGAAUCAUUGCUAGAGAAUCAACAAGAAGAGGAAAAAUAAACAAAAAAUCUUCAAAUUAAAAAAAAAAAUUAACAAAUAAACAAAAAAAAAACGAAAAGAGAACAAAUGCCCCAACAACGCGAAAUAAAUGAUGUUAUUUCAGUUAUUAUAACGAUAUUGAAUGGUUCCAAAUGGAUUACAAAUUGUAUGCAAUCGAUUUUACAACAAACAGCUGUGAAGAAAACUAACAAAGCUCAAGAUGCAACAACGACUAAUAUCUCAAAUAGAACCAAUAGAACCACAUCGCUAAUCCAUUUAAAUAAAGAGAAGAAAACGCAAAAAAAUUUGGCCGAAGUUUUCGUAGAAGUUUGUGUAUUUGAUGAUUGCAGCAGCGAUUGCACCUUUCAGAUGUUAUGCGAAUGGGAAAAAAAGUUGAAAGAGUAUGAUAACGUAGACAUGCGGAUUGUAACAAAUAUGACCGGUUCUAGUAAGGGGGUGGGUUAUGGGCGAAAUAAAGCAAUAGCCGCAUCCACCGGUAGUUACUUAUGUUUUCAAGAUGUCGAUGACGAAAUGCUGCCGGGACGUUUAUUGAAACAAUAUCAGUUAGCCAAGCAAUAUAAGAACGCGAUAAUAGGCUCAAAAUUCGUUCGUAUACCUAGUAAUGCCACCUGUCGGUUUACUAAAUGGGCGAACGAUUUAUCGGAAGAGAAAUUUAAUCUACAAAUUUUCACGUCAAAUGGUCCGACCAUUAUAAUGCCAACAUGGAUGUGUCACCGCCAAGUUUAUGAUUGUAUACAAGGGGGAUUUUGUGAAGAUGGCUCGGGAUGUCCAGAGGACUUGUUAUUCUUUUAUAAGCAUAUUAAGCAAAAAAACGGUCAAAUUAAACGUGUCAAUGAAUGUCUGGUCAAAUAUCGCUAUCACACAGAGUCUACCACUUUUAGUGUUCACGCAGCCACUAUUUGGAAUAUACGAUUGAAAUACUUAAUAGAAAAUCAGUUGCAAAACAUUCCUUGGAAAGAUGGUUUUACUAUAUGGAAUGCUGGUAAGCAGGGUAGGCGGUUUUUCCGAGACUUACCAAGUUUAGAGAAAUUUAAAGUAAAAGCUUUUUGCGAUGUUGAUAAAAAUAAAAUUAAGAAGAAUUAUCAUUACUAUGAUAUGGAAAAACGUCAGUUUACAUUUUCGAUACCAAUUAUACACUUUACGCAAGUGAAACCACCUUUGAUAAUAUGCAUGAAACUGGAUUUAACAAACGGCGAUUUUGAACGUAAUUUAAAAAGUUUACAACUAAUUGAAGGCCAAGAUUACAUAUUGUUUACGUAAAAAGUUAUACCGG